Messenger RNA from Toxotes jaculatrix (banded archerfish), 459 nucleotides. Its product is annotated as CYTL1 domain-containing protein. Gene Ontology annotation, biological process: positive regulation of transcription by RNA polymerase II. Lineage: Eukaryota; Metazoa; Chordata; Actinopteri; Toxotidae. The transcript is spliced from 4 exons. Bases 1 to 405 code for a protein of 134 amino acids. The record is from RefSeq and is a predicted model, not a curated record.
AUGGCGAUCUUGAACCACUUGUUGCUUGUUUCAUCUUUGUUGCCGCUGGUGCUGAGCUACCCUUUCUACCCACCAACAUGUUACACCAAAGUUCUCACCAUGGCACGAGAGCUCACCCAGAUGGCAGCAGAGCUGAAGGAGGACCCUGUUACUAGUUAUUGCAUGGCACACAUGCCAAAUCUCUACCUUGAUGUCCAUAAUGGUUGCGUGAUGCACAAAAUGUGGACCUACAUCUCCCUAGUGGAAGGCCUGCGAGAGAGCCGUUGUGCUUACACCAGAGAAGUGAGGAAGCUGGGUGUCACUAUGAUGCAGCUCUUCAUCAUCAUGUCAGAGAAAUGUCAUGGGGACUUGGUGUUCACGAUCUAUGACUGCCGUGCGCUGGAGCGAAAACACACUGGAUCCUGAAAUCACAAUAUUACCAUCUGAUCAGACAGCAAAGAGACACAGCAGUAUAGUCCC